CGUUAGAUGGUCCAGGCUUGGCGGCUGUUGCGUUGCUCUGUUGCCUACAGCCCGCACCCACAACCUCCACAAACAAUCACCUUCUGCUCUCCAUAACAUCAAACAACCUCUACAAUGGCCGACCCAGGAAAAGUUGAUACGACGAAGAAGCACUUCGUUCCUCUAGAGAACAACCCGGAGGUCUUCACUCAUCUCGUUCAUCUCCUUGGCGUUUCUCCGGAACUGGGCUUCUAUGACAUCUACAGCAUCGACGAGCCGGAGCUACUUGCUUUCAUUCCACGUCCCGUGCAUGCUCUCAUUUUCAUCUGUCCCGCCAAGGCUUACUAUAAAACCCGCGAGGAAGAGGACGAGACGAUUCCUGCCUACGAUGGUUCUGGAGAAGCUGAACCCAUUGUAUGGUUCAAACAGACCAUCGGAAAUGCGUGCGGCUUAAUCGGCUGCCUGCAUGCCGUCUGCAACGGCGGAGCACGAAAUUACAUCCAACCUGGAUCUGAUCUCGAGGCUAUCCUCAAAGAAGCCAUACCGCUGAAGCCGAGCCCUCGUGCGGACGUUUUGUACAACUCUCAGGCUUUAGAGGUAGCCCAUGCUUCCGCAGCGCAGAAAGGCGACACGGCUCCUCCACCGUCCUUCGACCAUGUCGGACAGCAUUUCAUUGCUUUUGUCAAGGGAGAUGAUGGGCGUCUAUGGGAGCUGGAGGGAGGAUGGAAGGGGCCCUUGGAUCGGGGAGUGCUCAGUGAGGAUGAUGAUGCUCUCAGCGAGAAGGCAUUGCAGCUCGGCGUUCGUCGGUUUAUCAAGAACAUGGGGGAGGACCUUCGGUUCAGCAUCGUUGCUCUGGCUUCCAGCCUUGAUUAGGCCGUCAAGAGGUGGUAAGAUUGGUUAGGUUCAGUCGGCAUCUACCGGGCAAGGGCAUUGGCGUUGAAGGCGGGCCUGGGCAUUUUCGUCAUCAAUCAACUCGUCAUCGCUACUAAGAUCAGUGAGGAAAGUAAUAAACAUCCAAGCUCAAAGUAGCCCAGGAAAAAGCACGGUAUGAGACAUGUACACCGAUGUGAGCGAAUUAAUCAGUUGAAUGCAGCGAGAGUGAUAGUUUGUUGGGCAAACUUGAGCCCUCAAAAUAGAAACCAAGACAUGUAUCGUAUUCAAGAACAAGGCCGAAACACCUGCAGGCCAGACAUGCCAGGCGAGCUUCGCAU
Molecule: messenger RNA, 1190 nt
Organism: Mytilinidion resinicola
Lineage: Eukaryota; Fungi; Ascomycota; Dothideomycetes; Mytilinidiales; Mytilinidiaceae
Product: cysteine proteinase
Exons: 2
Coding region: 115-852 (245 amino acids)
Biological process (GO): protein deubiquitination; ubiquitin-dependent protein catabolic process
Cellular component (GO): cytoplasm
Molecular function (GO): cysteine-type deubiquitinase activity
Source: RefSeq, a predicted model, not a curated record